AUAGGGUGUGCCCAUCAGUGUGCCCCCUUACAUUAGGUGUCACCAUCAGAGUGCAACUUUACAUCAUGUAUUACCAUCACAUCAGGUGUGCCCAUCAGAGUGCUCCUUUACAUUAGUUGUCCCCAUCAGAGUGCUCCUUUACAUUAGUUGCCCCCAUCAGAAUGCCCCUUUACAUCAGGUAUCCCCAUCACAUUGCCAUCUUACAUCAGGUAUCCCCAUCACAUUGCCACCUUACAUCAGGUAUUCCCAUCAGAUACCCCUUUCUAUCAUAUUUCCCCGGCAUAGUGCCCCUUUCCACAGUAUGUGCCCAUUUGUGCCGCCUUAAUAUAAAAUGGGCCCAUCGGAGUGUCCCUUAACAUAA
This is a messenger RNA of Staurois parvus, 361 nucleotides long. The record is from the annotation of a GenBank genome assembly. Lineage: Eukaryota; Metazoa; Chordata; Amphibia; Anura; Ranidae.